CUCUCUGGAAAUAACCAAGUUAUUUCUGUCAUAUUCUCCAUCGUCGCUUAAUUUGGCUUCCGUUCAACAAAAGCUAAGUGUGUAUUAUUCGAAAUAAUGUCUAUUUGACAAAGAAUCUGGAUAUGUAAUUGAUAUUUCUUAGAUCGGAAUCAGUGAACAUGAAAAUUUGCAUACAGAAUGUUAUUUUCUGGUUGAUAUUCGCAUGUUACAACUAUUUAUGUCUGGGCGAAAGGGGUCCUGUAAAUAUUGGAAUAUUUUCCAAUGAAGAAAAUGAUAGAGAGAAACUUCCCGUUGACAGUGUUCUUCACACGAAUAACAUAAUGGAUUCGGAAAUAUUUUUCAAUCAUAUUUUUGAACUGGUAUCAACCGAUGAUACCGCUGAAGCUCAAAGGAAAGUAUGCAAAAUGACGAACGAUGGUGUAGGCGCCAUAUUUGGACCUCCUUCAAAUAUCACAUCUGCUAUGGUCGAGUCAGUGUGUGCCACACUAGAAAUUCCACAUAUUCAAACAAGUCCUAAUAAUAAGCCUUUCUCAAAAACCACCACGGUUAACUUUUACCCUGAGCCAAAACUACUAUCCAAAGGAAUCGGGACUAUUGUCAGAAGUUUGCAUUUCAAAAGUUUCGUCCUCCUUUAUGAAAAUGAUAAGCGAUUAGUUCUUCUACAGGACAUUUUGAAACUGGAAAAGAAUGAUCCUGAUGAGAUGAUUUCCACCAUCAAGUUGAAACCCUUAGGUACAGGACCUGAUUACAGAACUGUUCUAAAGGAGAUUCUUGAUAUAAGGGAAAUGAACAUAAUCUUGGAUUGUGGUCUCGAAACAACAAUGAAUGUUUUGGGACAAGCUAAAGAAAUCGGAUUACUAGAGAAAUAUUAUACAUUUUUUCUGACCUCACUGGAUGCUCAUACUUUAGACUUCGAAUUCCUGGGAAGCAAUGUAAACAUAACUACAAUCAGAAUCAUCAAUACUGAAUCUGAAGAAAUCAAUCAAAAAGUUAAAGACUGGGAGCUUAGAGAGAUGCAAAAAACUGGAAUAAAAAGGGAAAUAUCUCCUUAUGAGGUGACGACAUCCAUGGCCUUGAUGUACGACGCUGUUAAUCAUUUCGUAGAUUGUGUUAAUCGCCUUCAUGUCACUCAACACAUCACCCAGGCAGAACUUUCCUGUGAUAAUCCAGAUAUUAAAUGGGAAGGGGGUUAUAGAAUUACAAGUUACAUGAAAAUAAGAUCUCCGCCAUCUGCCUUAACGAACCCGAUCAGUUUUGACGAUAAUGGUAGAAGAACCAAUUUUACUAUUUAUUUGGUUCAAGGUUUCAGAGAGAAUGUCAUAGGAUAUUGGUAUCCUGACUUGGGAGACAAGUUCAAAUCGAAUUUUUCCGCCAAUGAUUUUGCAGCAAAAGUUGUACAAAAUUUACAGUCAGAAACAAUUAGAGUAGCUUCCAGGAUUGGAGCCCCUUAUCUUAUGUGGAAAAAAACUGAAGCGGGAGAGCAAUUAACUGGAAAUGCCAGAUUUGAAGGCUAUUCCAUGGACCUCAUUUCAGAGAUAGCUGAAUACUUGGAUUUCAAAUUCGAAUUCUAUCUCGUGGGCGAUGGACAGAUUGGUAAAUACGAUGAAACAAAAAAAGAAUGGAAUGGGCUAAUAAGGGAUAUCUUAGAUCAUAAAGCAGAUUUAGCAAUUUGUGAUCUUACCUUGAACCAUCAAAGGCAGAAAGUUGUAGAUUUCAGUCUACCAUUCAUGAGCUUAGGUAUAAGUAUACUUUACAAACAUUCCGAAGCUAAAGGGUUCAAUAUGUUCGCUUUCCUAGAACCAUUUUCACAAGAUGUAUGGGUUUAUAUGGCUACUUUGUAUCUUGCAGUAACUAUAAUCUUAUUUUUCGUCUACAGGUUGGCUCCUGACGAAUGGGAAAAUCCUCAUCCUUGUGAUGAAAAUCCAGAAGAACUGGAAAAUAUUUGGGACAUAAAAAAUUGUUUAUGGUUGACUUUAGGAUCCAUAAUGGCUCAGGGUUGUGAUUUACUACCUAAGGGUAUAUCAUCACGUUUAGCUUCGUCUAUGUGGUGGUUCUUCUCAUUGAUCAUGACCAGUUCCUAUACAGCCAAUCUGGCAGCUUUCUUAACGGCCGAAAAAUCAGGACCAACAUUAGAGAGCGCAAAAGAUCUAACUGAUCAAACUAAAAUCAAAUAUGGUUGUAUGGAUGGUGGUUCAACUCAGAGUUUUUUCAGAGAGUCCACGUUUCCACUAUAUCAGAAAAUGUGGACUCAGAUGAGUCAAAGUCAGCCUUCGGUGUUUGCCGACAGCAAUCCAGAUGGCGUAAAGAGAGUUCAGUCUACUAAAAACAAUUUGUAUGCUUUUCUCAUGGAGAGCACACAGUUAGAGUACGAGACUAUGACCAAAUGUGAAUUGAAACAAGUUGGUAGCAAUUUGGACAGCAAAUUUUAUGCUAUCGCCAUGCCAAUGGGAUCGUCUUACGUUGGUCUAAUCAAUUCAGCUGUACUCCAUUUAUCUGAGACUAACAGACUUCAAGAUCUGAAAAAAAAGUGGUGGGAAGAAAAGAGAAAUGAGACUGUUUGUGGGACCAAAAAGGAUCCCUCCGCAUCUUUAUCCUUAAUCAAUGUUGGAGGUAUUUUUGCAGUACUUUAUGUCGGAGUUGGUGUUGCACACCUGAUAGCCAUAUUCGAAUUUCUUUGGAAUGUGAGAAAUGUUUCCGUAGAAGAACAUAUAAGUUUCAAAGAUGCUCUUAAAAUAGAACUGAAAUUUGCGUUCAGCAUAUGGAUCAAGAAAAAGAAAACCAAAUGUCCCACACCUUCUGCAUCUAGUUCAUCUAGUACAAAAAGCCGAAGUAGAAGUCGAAGCAAAAGUCACAGUAAGACUAGAAGUUUAUUACGCAGUACAACUUCUCUCUUUUCCAUGAAUAGGCUGAACACGAAAGAAUCAAUUUGAAGUUAGUUAAUACUAAAAAAAAAGGUUGUGAAACAGACUCUUGAUUGAUUUCGAUUAUUUAUUUAAUAAAAUAGAUUUCAAGGUCUAAUGAUAAUAUUGUCAGAUGUUGACGAAAAUGGAAUGGUUUGUCUUCUUCAUAAAACGAAUUUGGCCAAUUCUUUCUCCCUCUGCUUGAGUUGAAGCUGAUGCAUAUGGGAAAGGAAGCAGCACCAAACAAGGCUGCAACAACUGACGAAUGGGACUCUGUUCUUUUCUGAUACCCAGGUGAAAUUUAUGGAUUGCAAAACAGCCCAGUAGCACAUUCCCACCUGAAAACAGUUAAUUUUAUUCCCCACUAUUAUUAUGCAGAUAUUAUUAAUAUUAUAAUUCCUUUAUUAAGAUGUGUUAUGCAUACACUAGCUCAAUAAAACUUUAAGUUUUAAAA
Molecule: messenger RNA, 3354 nt
Organism: Harmonia axyridis
Lineage: Eukaryota; Metazoa; Arthropoda; Insecta; Coleoptera; Coccinellidae
Product: glutamate receptor ionotropic, kainate 2-like
Exons: 15
Coding region: 159-2930 (923 amino acids)
Biological process (GO): monoatomic ion transport; synaptic transmission, glutamatergic; modulation of chemical synaptic transmission
Cellular component (GO): postsynaptic membrane; plasma membrane
Molecular function (GO): transmitter-gated monoatomic ion channel activity involved in regulation of postsynaptic membrane potential; glutamate-gated receptor activity
Source: RefSeq, a predicted model, not a curated record